AAAUGUUAACCCAAGUUGCAUUUUCAAAACAUCAAUUUUUGGAAAUGCGUUAAUGUGUGUGGAAUAUUAAGAAGUCUUCCGAAUUCUUUUGAAUAAUCAACUCUUAAAUAACGGAAUUGAAAAAUGUUUUUGAAAAGUGACUUGUCUCCUAUUGCUAAGGUUUGAAACGUGUUCGGAUCAUAAUUCGUCGUUAUUCCAAUAUUUGGCGUCAAAUCUCGAUAUGUUCCCAAUGAACACGUAAUUGCUAAAAAUCAAGUAUUUCACAGUAUCAGAACGUUUCAAGUUCGAAUUUUACGUCUUUUUCACCGUAAAAUAUGAUUCUUUACCAGAGAAAUCAAACGUCUUUUUGGUUGUUCAAAUAAUAUGCUUACCGAGACUCAACGGGAUUUUACUACUUACAACAUAUAGGUUAUUUUCAGUAUGUCUUCCAGUGGAAGAAAAAGUGUUCUUACGAAUUUAAAUCUUUUAUUUAAUUCAGAUGACGCUCAUUUUCGAUUGACAACAGAUACGUUUAGAAAAUAUGUGAGAGAGGAUCUUCCAUCAAGCUCUGAAAUGUUCGUCACUUUGCACUAUGAUUCACGCAGCAUGGGUCACAGUCUCCUAUCAAGUCAUAGGAAACCCACUUCAGCUGAAAUCAGUACUGAUUCUCCUAAUCAGAAGCCAAAGGGAAGCAAAAAGAAUAUUUACAAUUUGGUUGCAGAAUCGAACAAAUUUAUUGUUGAAGGAAAGGAAAAUAGUAAUAACUAUCCAUCUCCGGCUCACAGAUAUACAGUGAACUUUUCAAAACUGUGUUCUAGCCAAGUAGGAGCAGAACAUAUGGAUUAUUAUGACUUUGAAUACAGAGAUUCAGGUGCAUGUUUCUACAGAAAUUCGAUUUUUAGUUGUGGCGAUCAACAUCAAAAUUGGUUUGGUAUUAUUCCUAAUGAUGGAGCAGUAGCCAUAAGUCUAGCGAAAACAUCAGUAUAUUUCAAAUCAAAUUACAGUACAUCACUAUCAGAAGAUAAGCAACUGAACUCAAAUGCCGCUAAUAUUUCCUGUAAAGAGAGCAGUUGCGAUAAGAAUCGACCAACUUUUGAAAAGCAGACUGAAACUAAAAAUCGUGGAGCAAACUUGAGCUAUUUACCAGCGUGGUUGGUAAUAGUUCGACGUGAACAAGGUUCAGAUCUACGUGGUUGUGUAAUAAACAAGAGUUUAAUAGAAAACAAUAAAUCUAUAUCUUCAUUAAUCAUAAAUGAACCUAAUAUGAACAAUCCUACUAUUAAUACAAGUAAUAACAGUUUACCAACAAACCUAAUCACAACAAAUAUUACUAAUGAUAAUUCUCCAAUAACAGAAAUAUCGCUUAAAACAAGUCUAUCAACAACAAAAUCUAUAUCAUUAUCAUCAAUGAACACAACAACAACAACAAAAACGACAACAACAACUACAAGUAUAUUGAAUAAUUCACAAUUGAUAAUGAUGAAGAAGAAAUCAGCCAAAAAGAAUUCAACAAAAUUAAAUGAUACUUUAUUGAAUAUUACUGAUGAACAAUUAGUAUUGCAGUAUUUAAUAAAGAAUGAAAAUAUUAUGGAUUAUUUAAAACCUGGUGUACCAGAUAGAAUAGUUUAUGAAAAAUUAUUAAAACUAGAUGAAAUGGAAUUAUUGAACAAUCACAAAUUCGGUGUAUUAUUAUGCCGAAAAAAUCAGUCAACUGAAGAAGAAAUGUACAACAAUGAACACUCAACACCAGAAUUUGAAGAAUUUUUAAAGCUUUUAGGUCGUAAAGUUCGUCUUCGUAACUAUUCUGGAUAUAUUGGCGGAUUGGACUAUCGGAAUGACUCAACUGGAUUGGAGACAUAUGUUACUGAAUUUCGUGGAACAAAUAUUGUAUUCCUUGUAUCUACACUUCUUCCAUAUGAACCUAAUAAAACAGAACAGUUAGCUAGAAAACGACAUAUUGGUAAUUCAUCUGUCACAUUUAUAUUUGUUGAAGAAGAUGCUAUGCCAUUUCAACCGGAUACAAUAAUUUCAGGAUUUCAAAAAGUAUUCAUUAUAGUUAAAUAUAUUCGUUUAAAUAAUGAUGUUGAUGAUAAGAAUAAUUAUAAAUUUGGUUAUCGUGUAGCUGUUUGUCGAGCGAAAGAUGUACCACAAUUCGGACCAAUUAUAUCAAGUGAUUAUUUAUUUGAACAUCAUCUGUCGUUUGGCAAUCUAUUAUUAACUAAAGCUAUUAAUGCAGCUUAUGCUGUAUUGAAAUAUUCAAAAUUUCGUGAAAUUAUGCAACGUUCAAGAAGAGACUAUCUUCAUCAAUUCUGUAAUGAACAUACAAUUAAUACAGAAAAUGAGAAUUUAAAACAUGGUAAAAUGCAUUUAUAUCGAAGACAUUCACAAGAUAAAUUAAAACAAUUAAAAAAUUCAAUAAAAUUUCGUGUAAAUGUAACCUCAUCUUCAAUAGAUCGUGAAUUCAUGCCUAUAAAAUAUCAUUCUGAUAGAAUAAUACCAUUUAAUCAAAAUAAUAAUAAUAAUAAUAAUAAUAAUAAUAAUAAUAAUAAUAAUAAUAAUGUUAAUAAUCCAAAAUCAUUUGAUGAUUUAUAUAAAAUACAUCAACCUGUAAAACGUAAUCAUUCUGAAUUAUUAAAAUCAAAUUAUGAUUAUCAUGGAAAUUAUUUAGAUAAAUCUAAUGAAUAUAUUCAUUUAUCAAAUACAUUUCAUAAUUUACUUGAUUUUGGUCAAAGUUUAUAUGUUGGUUUAAAAAAAUGGCAAAAAAUAGAUGGAUGGCAUUCAGUCAUGGAAUUAUUACCCAAUUCAUCAUCAUUAUUAAAUAAUAAUAAUAAUAAUAAUAGUAAGGAUAUAUAUUCAACAGAUGGUUCUGUCUAUAGACCUUUAACCAAUAAUCAUUAUUUUGAAACACAAAUUGGUAUUAAUCGAAAUUGGUUAGUCAUUUUUGCUCCAUAUACUAUAUCAUCAGAUUUAGCUAAUAAAAUUCUUUUAGCUAUCCCAUUGACAUCAAUAUUUGCUUGUUUAUUUGAACAUAAUAGAAAAGUAUUACGUAUCUACUUUGAUUGUGGACAAUAUGUACAAAUACAAGAUAUAUAUAAUUCAUAUGAUUCAAAUGAACAAAAUACAUUAGAACAAUUAAUCAAUUUUAUUUCUUAUUGUAUAUAUCCAAAAGUAUUACAAAAGUGUAGUCAAGUUGUAAUGAAAAUUAAAAAUAAUUCAAUUCAUCACAAUGAUCAUGAUAUAAAUAAUAAUGAAAAAUCUCUUAUUCAUCAUAUUGAUAAAACUAAUCAUGAUAAUCAAUUACAAGAAGAAUCAAAGAAAUCAAUAAAUCAACAAUCAAUCAAUAAUACUAUCAAUAAUAAUAAACAUUCAAUUAUAAUAAAUAAUAAUAAUAAUUGGUCCAUAUCAGAAAUUGGAUUAAGUUUAUCAUGUUUAAAUCCUAAUGAUAAUUAUAAUAUUCUUUAUUCAUCAUCUAAUUCAUUAUCAUUAUUAUCUUAUUCAUCUUAUUUAUCACCAUUUAAUAUAAAUCCAUUUCCAUAUAUUAUAAAUUUACAAAAAAAUAAUAUUGAUUUUAAUUUAAAUCAACAAAUCAAUAAACAAAUUUUAUUACAAAUUGGUUCAUAUCAUUUACCAGAAUUAAUUCGUUAUAUACAAAGUAAAAAAUCAAUAUGGUGUUUACAAAAAUUAAAUAUAUCAGGACCAUUUUAUAAUUUAUAUUUUCCAUUAAUAUAUGAUUUACAAUUUUCAACAUAUUUAUUAACAUUAAUUAAUAAAUUAAAAUUUUCUAAUAUAAUUAAAUUAAUUAUAUGUGAUUUACCAGAAAUUGAAAUAUUAAAUCGUGCACGUAUUAGAUCACAUCGGAAUCAAUAUGUUAAAUAUUAUAUUAAUAAUAAUAAUCAUAAUCAUAAUAAUAAUCAUAAUGUUCGAAAAGAUAUACGCUUUUCACAUCCUCCAACAUUAAGCACUGACAAUCAUCCUCAGCAACAACAACAUCAACAACAACAACAACACCGCCAUCAUCACCGACAUGAUGAAUGUUGUGAAACUUCUAUAGAAUUCAUUUCAUCUAAAGAUAAUUCAUUAUCAUUAUAUCAUUUACCGCAUAUUAUAAAUGUAUCUAAUAUAGAUUCUAAUGAAAAUAUAAAAAUUAAAAGAAAUUCACAACAUUUUAUGAAAUUCUAUGGAAUUAAACAAUCAAAUCGAAAGUAUCAUUCAUUAGAUGUUCAACAAAUCUUUUCAUCAACUGACUUGUACACAAAUUUACAAUGUCAAGAAAUAGCUGAUAACAAAUUAAUAACCAAAAGUAAUAAUGAAAAUUCAACUGAUUUCACUUCAAAUGGUUUACAAACAAUGAAUUUAAUUGAAACAGCUAAUUGUGUUCAAUCAAGAAGAAGAACACGUAAACCUGAAUUAAUUUUCAUGAAACAGUCAAAUCAUCAGAUGGAUUCAACAACUGUUAGUCUGCCAAGAAACGAAGAACUAUGUUUGAAUAAAGAAACGGUAAUAAGAAUAUCCAACAGUAAUCAUCAAGACAAAAAUGAAACAAACAGUGAAAUCUCUAAUCAGUUUGAAACAUGUCCAAGGAGUGUGAAUGACCAGAACUAUCUUAAAUCAUUUCAAAAUAACUCUCCAAUUCCUGAAAAUAACAAAAUACAAGUCACUAAAAUAUCUACUACAAAUCAAAAUGAUUUAAGUGAAUCUUCAUUAUCUACAUGGAAUCCGGAUUCAAAUAAAACUAAUGAUUUAUCAUUAAAUAAUUCAUUGAAUUCAAGUGUUGAUACAACAUUCCAUAUACCAGUGAAAUGGAGACGAGCUAAAACUGAAAAAAUUCAUUCACAAUGUAAUACAGAUGCUAGAAUUAUUACAAUACGUCGUCGAUUACAAUCAGCUGGAACAAAUACAUGGAAUACGAAAUUACAUGACAAUACUACAUUCAGUAAAUUGGAACAAAGUCGAUCAAAUAAUUUAACAGUGAAUAGUAAUAUGAAAUUCAAAAAUUCUUCAAUAGAUUAUAUACCACUAAUAAAACAAAAAAGUAGAUUAAAAAUAACUAAAGAAACUUUUACACAAUCAUCACACGAUACAAAUGAAUUGAAUAAUACUACUACUACUACUACUACUACUACUACUACUACUACUAAUAAUAAUAAUAAUAAUAAUAAUAAUAAUAAUAAUAAUACAAUGAAUAAAUGUAAUAGAGAAGUUAAACAAAAUCUAACAAAUGAUCAAUUAUAUGAUUUAACAAAAUUAAAUGAAAAUGAACUACGAAAUUAUUUAAGAAAAAUAAAUGAACAACUCCUAUUAGAACAAUCCCGUCGAAAUCAUUUAGCAAAUAUGUGUGCUGAUCUACUGGAGGAAAAUCGUAAACUUCGUAACGAUCAAUCAGACAAUAUGAAUGAGCAAACAGAACAACAAAUGGUAACAACUAAUACUUCUACUUCACUGAUGAAUUAGCCAAAUGAACCAAUUUAUAAGAAUUACAAAGGUAAAAAAGUCAAGUUAAGUUUUAUCAAUGGGAAAAUUAAACAGAUAAGUAGUAAUACAAGCAUAUGGAGGAAAUCUAGGGUAAAAUCUCCUAGUUUUAAUAACGAGACAGAUUUGUAAAUGAUAUAUAUAUAUA
Molecule: messenger RNA, 5596 nt
Organism: Schistosoma intercalatum
Lineage: Eukaryota; Metazoa; Platyhelminthes; Trematoda; Strigeidida; Schistosomatidae
Source: the annotation of a GenBank genome assembly